Cataglyphis hispanica is the source of this 1262-nucleotide messenger RNA. It is a transcript of the gene Tfb4, whose product is annotated as general transcription factor IIH subunit 3. Lineage: Eukaryota; Metazoa; Arthropoda; Insecta; Hymenoptera; Formicidae. The transcript has 6 exons. The coding region runs from base 212 to 1090 and encodes 292 amino acids. Gene Ontology annotation, biological process: regulation of DNA-templated transcription; nucleotide-excision repair. Gene Ontology annotation, cellular component: transcription factor TFIIH holo complex; transcription factor TFIIH core complex. The record is from RefSeq and is a predicted model, not a curated record.
CUGGUCACAUUUGUUUUCAGGCGUUCAUAGCAAUUUGUUUAAUCUCAACAUAACCUCUAAUAAAUUCAGAAAUUUAAUACUAAUAUACGAAGAUAAAACUUUCAUUGAAAUAAAUAACAUGUUCAAAAAUAUAUUUUUUGAUCAAAAUAAAGAAAUAGAAUUAUUUAAGAAUUAUUUAAUAUUAUAAAAAUUAUUUAACAAUUUCAGCAAAAUGACGACUGAAAUAGAGACAAGCCUGUUGGUGAUCAUAUUAGAUGUCAAUCCUGUACAACGAAUAGUGAAACAAGAGACAAAGAUAUUGUCACAAUGUUUGGAUUCUAUGAUUGUCUUUGCCAAUGCUCAUCUCAUGCAGUCAUCUAAUAAUGAACUAGCAAUUAUGGCAUGCCAUGGUCACAGUGCAAAAUUUCUCUACCCAUGUGAAAAUGCGGCAGAAAUAAGACAGAUAGACGGUCAAUAUGAAAAGUUUACUAUGGUAGAGCGUACAGUGCGCCAGCAAUUGCAACAAGUCAUCAACGAGAUCUCCAUGGAUGCUCCAUUAAACACAGAAAGUCUCAUCUCGGGUGCCCUUAGUAUGGCGUUAUGUUACAUUGCUCGAUUGGAACGAGAAAAGGUUGCUAGCCAGAAACUAUAUCCUAGAAUAUUAGUGAUUACUGCCAGCAACGAUUCAGCCAUACAAUACAUGAAUUAUAUGAACAUAUUUUUCACAGCACAAAGAAUGAAUGUCAUUUUGGACGUGUGCAGCCUAGAUCAAGAACUGACACUCUUACAACAGGGUUGUGAAAUUACUGGUGGCAAUUAUUUACAAGUGCCACAACUUGCUGGAUUGCUGCAAUAUUUGUUGUGGGUUUUCCUGCCAGAUCCCAGUGUUAGAUCGAAAUUAGUUCUGCCACCACCAGUAAAGGUGAAUUAUAGAGCAGCAUGCUUCUGUCAUCAGGACCUUAUCGAUAUUGGAUAUGUUUGUUCCAUAUGUUUAUCAAUUUUCUGCAAAUAUAGUCCAAUAUGUACAACUUGUCAUACGGUAUUCAAGAUGCCAGGACCUAUGCCAAUGAAGAUAAAGAAAAAGAAAAAAACUAUAGAUAUUGUUCAUUAAUAUGUUACAUACUUCAUAAUAAUUACUCUUUAUAUACAUGUAAAAAAAAUGUCAAAAAAUAUAAAAAGAGGUCGGUGUAUAAUUUAUAAAUCAUAAUGAUUAAUGACUAUGCCCAAAUAGAAAUUAAUCAACUAUCGAAUUUAUGAAAUCAAAAAUAUAUUGAUUGACAUAA